GAAGAGGAAGAUGCUUUCAGAGUGAAAGAGGAGGAGGAUGUUACAGUGAAGGAAGAGAAAGAGGAGGAGGGGGAGAUUACUGUCACAUUGGAGGAAGAAGAGGAGGUUGGAGAUCUGUUUAACACCAGAGAGACACGUGACUAUUGUGGAUCCUCUGCGGAGCCUCAACAACCUCAUGAUGCUGACGAGGCAGAGAAGAGUCUCUCCAGAUCAGAACACCUCAAGAAACACCUGCAGAGAUCCACAGGAAAGAGAACUCACUGCUGCUCCGACCAUGGGAAGAGAUUCACCUCCUCAUCAGGCAUUCAUCAGAGAAUCAACACGGGAGAGAAAUAUUUUAGCUGUACUCAAUGUGGGAUGAGUUUUACUACAUCUAGCCAUCUUAUUGUACACCAGAGAACACACACAGGAGAAAAACCUUAUAUCUGUGAUCAAUGUGGGAAGCGUUUUGUUCAAUCUAGUGAUCUGACAGUGCACCAGAGAAUACACACAGGAGAGAAACCCUAUAGCUGUGAUCAAUGUGGGAAGAGUUUUAUUACAUCUAACAUUCUGACUCGACACCAGAGAAGACACACAGGAGAGAAACCUUAUAGCUGUGGUCAAUGUGGGAAGAGUUUUACUGAAUCUAGCAAUCUGACUCUACACCAGAGAACACACACAGGAGAGAAACCUUAUAACUGUGGUCAAUGUGGGAAGAGUUUUACUACAUCUAGUCAUCUGACUGUACACCAGAGAACACACACAGGAGAGAAACCUUAUAGUUGUGGUCAAUGUGGGAAGAGUUUUGGUCAAUCUGGCCAUCUGACAGUGCACCAAAGAAGACACACAGAAGAGAAACCCUAUAGCUGUGAUCAAUGUGGGAAGAGUUUUAUUACAUCUAACAUUCUGACUCGACACCAGAGAACACACACAGGAGAGAAACUUCAUAGCUGUGACCAGAGAUAAUCUGAUCAAAUAUCAGAAAAUACAUGAAGGAGUUGUUUCAUGAUAUCAAUGAAUUAAUGUCUCAAUGUAGAAUGUUUUAACAUUGUAGUAGGAGUAUUUUAAUAAUGUCACAAUGUAGAAGCCUAAACGUUUUCCCCCUUAUCAAUUGAUUUCGGCAUGAUAUGGAUAUUAGCCCCAGGGGGAAAAAUCUUCAACAAAAGUUACUAACAAAAAAAAAGAGUUGUGUUUAACUUACCACGUUGGUGACCCACUUGAAUCAAAAUGCAACACUUCAAAAUGUAGCUAGCUGUUUACCACGUUGGUGACCCACUGGAAUAGAAAUCCAACACUUCAAAAUGUAGCUAGCUGUUUUCUACAAAUGAUCCUCUAACCAGUGAUGUACACAUUAUUUCGAGAUUCCGUGUGGUUUUUGAGCUGUUAGUUUUAACAGGACGUGCAACCUCCUCUCUCUCCUCUCAGCACAAUUGAUUUCUACAUGAUAUUGAUGAGUGAUGACAAAUAAGUGUUGCGUUCCUUUGUUUAGUGACCCCUACAUUUAAAUGCAUCACUCCAAAAUGUAGCUGACUGUCUUCUGCAGGUUGUCCUCUAACCAGUGAGAUAAAAUAUAUCUCCAAUUUCCAUGUGUUUUUUUAGUUGUGUUAGUUUCAGCAGCACGUACAACCUGAUUUCCCCCCCCAAUCGAUAUCAGUGAUUUAUUGCUACUUGUCAAAACAUAGCGUUUUUGGUUCUUGUGCAGUUUAUAAGGUGCUUGUUUAUAAAAAUUACAAGUAAUAUGAUUAUUGUGGCAGAUGUUUGUGUAUAUAGUACAUUUUAUGUUUAGGUUUUCAAUUAAUCACAAACUGUUUCUGCAUAUUGGUUAUUGAUUUGGACACGUUAAACUGUGUUUUGACAUUGGGACACCUCGCAAUUGAAAAGAAGACUAUGUCCAGCGUCCAAUAUUAGUUUGGUUGUAGUUGAAAGUGAAAGUUUAAAAUCUGUAUUUUUCGGGUCGUUUUUUAAAUUACUUGAAAACGACUUAAUUUCAACAUACUUUCAGGUAGCCUGGUGGUUAGAGCAUUGGGCCAGUAACCGAAAGGUUGCUGGAUCGAAUCCCUGAGCUGACAAGGUACAAAUAUGUCGUUCUGGCCCUGAACAAGUCAGUUAACCCACUGUUCCCCGGUAGGCCGUCAUUGUAAAUAAGAAUUUGUUCUUAACUGACAUGCAUAGGUAAACAAAUGAUAUAUAUACACAUGGAUGCAGUAUAAUCAAUUUGUAUAUAAUCAAUUGUAUUAACAAUCCUACAUCACUACAGUAUUUCUUUACAACAUUCAAGUGCUAAUUGUCUUUAUUCCACUACUGAAGAAGCAUAACUCAAAUCACCUACUCACAUUUCAAACAUCCAGCCUGACAAAAUAUACAUGUUUUAUUAUUCCAUGCCUCACCAUGAAGUUAAUUAUUGCCAAUACAUAUUAACAAAGGGGUGACAUUGGGGACUGGGCCCAGAUCCAACAACAUGCCUGUCGAGUGAACCCUGAAAAGAGAGAGAAGCCAAAUGUACUUUUGUUUGCCUCUUCUUGGGCAGAUUUAGUAGCUCUCAUGGUGGGUGUCUUUUAGGUCCCAGUUGUUGUCACUAGUCAACUUUCAGUGGACACCCCCAUAGUGUCUUUCAGAGCCCCUCCUAAAACCCCAUGUGUUUUGUUUGUUGUUGUUAGUUCCCUCUUCUGUUUGAGGGACCUCCUAAAAAAACAAGCUUAUAUUUUGGGUUGGAUAUUGCAUUCAAUUAAUAUUUUAAUCAAUGGCAUUUCCUUAGGGUGCUCAUUAGUCUUUCAGUUGUUGUUAUUCUGUUCAUUGUGUUAUAAAUAUUUCUGUUUAUUUUCAUUUUAUUUUCCUGUGAAGCCAUUGUGUUGCAUCCAUGUCUGAAAUGUGCUGUAUAAAUAAAGCUUGAUUUGAUUUCAACAAAUGAACCCAAUGACUGACCAAUCAACAGACUCUUGGUCCCUCUUAGUAUGUAAAUCAGUA
This is a messenger RNA of Oncorhynchus tshawytscha (Chinook salmon), 2943 nucleotides long. Its product is annotated as gastrula zinc finger protein XlCGF17.1-like. NCBI's taxonomy places the organism in Eukaryota, Metazoa, Chordata, Actinopteri, Salmoniformes, Salmonidae. Gene Ontology annotation, biological process: negative regulation of transcription by RNA polymerase II; regulation of immune system process; regulation of cytokine production. The transcript has 2 exons. The record is from RefSeq and is a predicted model, not a curated record. The annotation marks the transcript as partial.